Galendromus occidentalis (western predatory mite) is the source of this 1651-nucleotide messenger RNA. Its product is annotated as monocarboxylate transporter 6. NCBI's taxonomy places the organism in Eukaryota, Metazoa, Arthropoda, Arachnida, Mesostigmata, Phytoseiidae. Gene Ontology annotation, molecular function: monocarboxylic acid transmembrane transporter activity. Gene Ontology annotation, biological process: transmembrane transport. Bases 340 to 1635 code for a protein of 431 amino acids. The transcript is spliced from 4 exons. The record is from RefSeq and is a predicted model, not a curated record.
UCAGCGCAAAAUGUAGUGCAGCCCGCUGGGCGUUUCGCUGUUGCAGAGUGACAAGUUCCGAUUCUCUGGAUCUUCGUGUGCUCCUACUGAUGCGCUGAGAUAAUCGUUCGCCAAGGAUCGUCGUCACCAAGUGACUGCAUUCUUAUCUACCGAUGGGAGCGAUCCCCAGUAAACGCUAGUCCAAAUGCGUUGUUCUGUGCUCGUGAACACUGCGAUACCGUCAAGCCAGAAACCGGAAUCUGUGAAUCUCCGUCAGCUCUGACAGUCACCGAAAAGCAUCCCGCCUCGUGAGGGGUCAAUCAAGCUCGAGAGCAUUGCGAGAGCGAAUUUCAGGAGACUAUGCAACAGACCGAAGUCGCUGCCGAGAGCGGCACGGCGCCGCCGGCGGUCGCAUCGGACGACCCUAUGAAGAAAUAUUUGAACCAUGCACAAGGCCCCGACUCGAUCCGCGCAUGGUACGUGGCAUUCUUCGCGGUGCUCUACGUCUUCUUCAGCUGGUGUGCAUUCAGCUCCACUCCCGUUCUAUAUGUUGCUCUCAUGGAGACGAACCCUUGGCUCUCGAGAGAAACGGCUUCGUGGCCCUUCACCGUCAUGUCGUGCUGUACUUUCACCGGGAGUGCAAUCUUCGGCCUCCUUGUCAGGAGGGUCUCCGAGAGGAAUCUACUGCUACUCGGGACGCUGCUGUCAUCAUCUUCUCUGCUCUUGAGUUCGUUCUUCACGCACAAUGUCACAGUCCUGGCAGCCUUACUCGGCCUUGGACAUGGUUUCGGGAUUGCGGGUAGCACGUGUAUACCCUCUGCUGUGAUAACGCAACACUUCAUCAAGUACCGAGCGACGGCGAUGUCGCUAUUCUCGAUUUUCGCCUCGCUGAGUGGAAUCAUAUACCCGAUCUUGGCGACUUUCGUUUACAGGGAAUAUUCGCUCUCUGGCCUGCUGCUUAUUUUGUCUGCGCUCUCCUGCAAUCAACUCCUUUCAGUGAUUGUUUGCGAUGCAGCUCCCUGGAAAGCAGCACUGCAGUCGCUGGUGGCUAGCAAGGCAGCUGACGACAAGAAAUCAGGCUCGGAACGAUUCUGUCGCCCUUUGCUCGUUAAUACGUGCAUAACGAAUGCUCUAUCGAAUUUCAUCAUGUUCGCACUAGUUUUAUUCGUAAUCGAUUUCGAGACAGACAAUGGCAUCGAUAGCGCAGACGGGGCCUUUCUGGUUGUAAUGACAUGCUUCGGAUGGCUGAUAGCGAGCAUUUUCGUGGGUCCCAUCGUAGAUCGCGGAAAAUAUUAUGAUCGUUACGUCAUUCUGAGCUCGUGCGUUUUACAAGCACUAGCUCUAAUGUUCAUGAUCUCGCCCAUCGGAAAAGGAGUAUAUUGGUGUCAGAGUUUAGCCUCCUUCUUUGUCGGAUGGGGUCAGGGUAGCAGAGGCUUCCUGAUGUUCGUGAUGCUGAGUAAAAAAUACUCGCCGAAUUUAGUCCCCAUGGCUUUUGCCGUGAUGAAUCUUAGCUGUUUCUUGCCUUUCCUUCUGAGGACCCCUCUGAUCGGGCUCAUACGCGAUAACUUGGGGGAAUACGAUUACAUAUUCUAUCUAUUCAUAUUUAUAAACUUCAUUCUUACAGUGGAUUGGCUUGCGAUGUCAAUAUGGAAAUAAAAGCGAUCGCGUAGGC